AGGUAUCCAGCAGCAGUUGUCCAGCUACAGGGAAACGGUGAUCCGGCAGGCCACUGUGGCGGCGGGCUCGGCCGUUCACCGGGACGACGCGCCAACCUGCGGCAUCUGCCACAAGACCAAAUUCGCAGAUGGCUGCGGGAACCUGUGCUCGUACUGCCAGACCAAGUUCUGCGCCCGCUGUGGGGGGCGAGUGUCGCUGCGCUCCAACACGGAGGACAAAGUGGUGAUCUGGGUGUGCAAUAACUGCCGGAAGCAGCAGGAGAUCCUGACAAAGCCAGGCGAGUGGUUCACCGGUCAGGCUGGGAAACCCGCUGGCCUCGGUUCAGCCGUCAGCGAGCCGUCUGUGUGCCAAACGCUCGGGGACAAGAAGCUCCGCUCUCGCUCCCAAGCACCCCCGGGCUCCACCACCGCAAUCCAAGACCCCAACCGACCCGGCGCACCUGGGACCACAGCUGGCACCGAUGCUCGGUCCCGUAGCGAACCACCACGAGACACGAGAAAUGGAAGGGGAGGAGGAGGAGCUGGUCGCGGAGAGCGCCGGCCAGGUCAGGCCAGGCUGCAGACCCAGGUCUCCAUGGACCGGGACAUGCGGGGGGAGUCCAGGGAGCGCAGGGAAAGCCGGCGGCUGACAAAGGGACGCUCUCUGGAGCAUGAUCCUGUGGGGGGAAAUGGUGGAGGAAGACGGACAGAAGAGGGGGGCUACCACCACAUGGACCACAGCGGUGCCGCCCCUCGCCAAGCAGGGCCGGUCCCUCCUGGAGGCCGGGGCCACCCUGGGUCUGUGCAGGGUCGUGGCACGGGCAUAGUAGGGGAUGUUGGGGAUGGCGUGCGGCCUGGUCAAAGGACGGUGGGCGGGGUUGGCGGGCCACAUGAACACACCCUUGCUCAGCAGCCCCCUCCCCCUGAACUCAGAGCGCCUGGGGGUUCGGGCCCUGGCUCGAACCCCGGCCAGGGACCCGUAGUGAGACGGACCAAACGGGAGAAGGCUGAGAGCAUGCUGCGCAAUGAUUCGCUCAGCUCUGACCAAUCGGAAUCUCUGCGUCCACCACCGCCAAGGCCCUACAAGUUGAAACGGGGGCUGGGGGCCGGAGUGAAGAGGCAAACCAGCGUCAGCAGUUCAGAGGAGGAGGGAGGGACCACGCCCGAGUACAGCAGCUGUGAGGACGCUGAAAUCGAAAGUGUCAGCGAGAGAGGUGACUGGGAGUGCUACCCCCAUGACCCCACUGUAUGGCAUCAUCCUGUAACCUGGCAGCCAUCCAAGGAGGGAGACCAUCUCAUUGGAAGAAUCACCCUCAGCAAAAGGAGCGCCACCAUGCCUAAAGAAGCUGGAGCACUGCUGGGGUUAAAGGUGGUGGGAGGCAGAAUAACAGAGUCAGGGAGAUUAGGUGCCUUCAUCACUAAAGUCAAGAAGGGCAGCCUGGCUGACGUGGUGGGACAUCUCAGAGCAGGGGAUGAAGUUUUGCAGUGGAACGGGAAGCUGUUACCGGGGGCAACCAUGAAGGAAGUUUACAACAUCAUCCUGGAAUCUCAAGCUGAGCCUCAAGUGGAGCUGGUGGUAUCCAGGCCUAUUGGGGUGUAUAGAAAAUAUCAUGAUAUCCCAAGAAUCCCCGACACGUCCCACCCUCCAUUAGAAUCUACAGGUUCCAGUUCUUUUGAGUCCCAGAAGAUGGAGAGACCAUCCUUAAAUGUCCUGUCUCCCUCCAGUCCAGGGAUGCUCCAAGAUGCUCCACAGUUAAUGCCAGGGCAACUCUCAGUGAAGCUGUGGUAUGACAAAGUGGGUCAUCAGCUAAUAGUCAACGUGAUGCAGGCAGCAGAGCUUCCUCUUCGGCCUGACGGGCGGCCCAGGAGCCCCUACGUCAAAAUGUACUUCCUCCCUGACCGCAGUGACAAGAGCAAACGAAGGACAAAAACUAUGAAGAAGACCUGUGAGCCCAAGUGGAACCAGACGUUUGUCUACUCUCAUGUCCAUCGCAGGGAUUUCCGCAACCACAUGCUGGAGCUGACUAUAUGGGACCAACCCAGGUCACCGGAUGAGGACAGCACCUUUAUGGGAGAGAUCCUGAUAGAGCUGGAGACGGCCUUACUGGAUGACAAACCUCACUUGUAUCCACUCCAAACCCAUGAUGUCUCAUCCAUACCGCUGCCCCGACCCUCCCCGUACCUGCCCCGGCGACACACAGAACCCCCUGGCAAGAAGCUGCAGCGUUCUCAGCGUUUAACAGAGCCUGAAUUUGAUGAAGGUACAACAGUAGUAUCGAAAGCAGCGGAUGGGCGUGGCAGGGACAGGCAGCGAGAGUCCACGUCUACCCUGGAGGUGCCAGACCAGCAGAGGACGCCCUCCCAUCACAUACGAUCCCGCUCGGUCUCCCCACACCGCGAGGAGCAGGGACGGAUCCGCUCACGGCCACCCAAUGUUCCCGCCCAGAGGAGUCUGGAUAAUGAACUUCCCCACACUCGUCGUUCCCGUUCUCCGACCCGUUACUAUGACGCUGCCAGAGGCCGCCACCAUGAGCAGGAGUACCCUGAUGACAGCAGCGAGGUCAUCAUGAUCCACCAGUCAAUGAGAGGCAAAAGUGCCGAGUGCCUCCACACCAGGAGAUCUACUAGGCACAAUAACACACUGCCACCUAGGAUGCCCCUUUUGUUCAACGCUGUCCCCAAACACACAAACAGUGAUCUGCAGCCUUCUCUGGACAGGGUUAGGAGCGCUAGCGCCAACUGUCUGACUCCAGACAAUCAUACCCCCUCACCAGAGACUGAAAGAAAAUCUUUGUCCCAUUCCCUGCCCCGGAGACGUCCAGCAAGUCCCAGGAUUCUUAUCCAACAUGCUUCCCCUGAAGAUGACAGGCAGCCUCGGACCUUGGAGAUACCUGUGUGUCAGGCUCUUGGCAGGAAGCUCCCUGACAGUGGCAGGGGCCACCUCCAAGGUGGUGCGUCUCUGUCCUCCUCAGCCCGCAGAUCGAGGCAACUCCCACAGCUUCCGCCCCAGAGCAGCACCGUAGAACAAGCCCUGGUAGCAGAGGAGUGUGUUCGUCAGCUCCAAAUGAGGGUUCAUUCCAACCGGGCGUCAGCUGCUGCCACCACCUCCAGCCAGCAGGACCUGGACGGAGCCCUCAAGAACAAACGAGAGCUCUACAAGGACCAGAGGAGGAGCAGUGAGAACAUGUCCCAUAAGUCCUCAGACAGUGAUGUCAGCGACGUGUCAGCCAUCUCUCGAACCAGCAGUGCCUCUCGCAUCAGUAGCACCAGCUACAUGUCCAUCCAAUCAGAGAGACCCCGGGGACGCUUCAGCAGGGCCAUGCGCGCAACAGGCCGCCAUAUGAUGAAGAGCACCAGCGUGAGCGGUGAGAUCUACGGCAUGGAGCACACAGACGGCAGCCAAUCAGACACAGCACUCGGGAGCCUGGGAAGCGGGAUCAAGAAGCGACGCUCGAGCCUCAGCCAACGUGUUGUUGCCAUCCUGCCAUCCAGACGCAGCCGGAGUACCUCACAACUCAGCCAGACAGAGGCGGCGGGUAAGGCGGCGGACAGACAGAAAGCGGCUUCAGCAGGUAAGAAGGUGGGCAAAGGUGUCAGCAGCAUCCAGAGGAGCGUGGAGACGGGCAUGGCUGUGGAAUACCCACGGGGAGGGUCGGGCAUGAACCGGCAGGCCAGUAGAGAGUCGACUGAUGGCAGCAUGAACAGCUACAGCUCUGAGGGGAAUCUGAUCUUCUCAGGUAUGCGGUUGGGUGCCGACAGUCAGUUCAGUGACUUCCUGGAUGGUUUAGGCCCCGGUCAGCUGGUUGGCCGGCAAACACUGGCCACACCUGCCAUGGGUGAUGUUCAGAUCGGUUUGAUGGAUAAGAAAGGUCAGCUGGAGGUGGAGGUGAUCAGGGCACGAGGCCUUACCCCCAAACCAGGCUCCAAAUCCCUCCCAGCUCCUUAUGUCAAGGUGUACCUGCUGGAUCAUGGAAGUUGUAAAGCCAAAAAGAAAACCAAGAUUGCACGCAAGACGCUAGAGCCGCUCUACCAGCAGCACCUGCUCUUUGAGGAGAGUCCCCAGGGCAAGGUGCUUCAGGUGAUAGUAUGGGGCGACUAUGGACGAUUGGAUCACAAAUGUUUCAUGGGUGUAGCACAGAUCUUGUUGGAGGAGCUGGACCUGUCAAGUACGGUGAUUGGCUGGUACAGACUGUUUCCGCCAUCCUCAUUGGUGGACCCUACGUUAGCUCCGCUCACGCGGCUGGCGUCUCAGACGUCAUUGGACAGCUCAGGACUGCCACCGGGCGUACGGUCCUAGUGACCGAGUGGCGAGUGCAAUACCUUCCCCCAAAAAUAUCCCUUAAAGUGACAAAACAAUGGCCCACAGCUGCUGGACCAGAACUGAGCCGAGGGCGAGAACACGACCCCCGAAGACGACAACGACAAAGCCCUCUUGGUCAACCAAUGAAAAGCCAGAUAAAGCAACAGGGAAUUAGAGAGAGAGAGAAAGAGAGAGAGAGGAAGAGACCGAACUAGCCAAUCAAAGCUUAGCUGGAGUCUGACAAUCACGUUUCACACCUUCCUCCUCCGUAUGCCUUUUUGUCUGCAAAGCUUUGCUGACUUUGUUUUCUCCUCUGGGCUCAGCUGCAGCGGAGCUUUCUGUCCAACAUUCUUCACUUCUCCCUACUGUCUUUCUUUCCUCCUUCUUUCCCCGUGCUGCCCUUUAUCAGAGCACCCGAGCAAAGUGGAAAGUCCUUCACCUUAGUAGCCCUCGGGCCAAUCAGAGUAGAGCUUGCUGCCAGGCCACGGGGGAUGAGCGGGUGAACAAUGUGCGGGAGUUAGUAAGUAGCAAACAGUUCACUCGGCUGUACCGUCACGUAGAGCACGUGCACGUUCUUAGCCUUGUCGUAACAUGAGAAAGCAAGCACAAGGUAAACUUGACUCCUUUAUUGGGACAGAAUACAAACACGUUUUGCGCUUCAGGGAAACAAGGAGGAAAGAAAAUAGAGGCCAAAUUUACUUUAUUUCUUUUUUUCUUUUUACAUUUGGAAUCAUUUUUUUCUGUCUUUGUUUAGCGUUCAGAAUGGUACCAUAAGGUGCAGACUCCCUAUGUGAAUGUUUUUUUGCUUUAUUUCGAGCGAUGAUGCGCCAAUGGCCGACAAUAAAGGCCAGGUCCCAUUCGCCCGAACACCCUUUGCCCGACCCUCACCCCCACCACCCGCCAUCACCCCCAACCCCCCCCAGCUCCGCCCUCCGGUUUAUCCCCUUCCGAUCUUCAACCCUCCCUGUAGGAGGGAGCAGCAUGACUCUGGGACGCCCCGGCCCCAAGCUGCAUGCACGUUUCUUUUGUUCGGUUUGUUUCGUUACUUUUUUGUUUUGUUCUCUACUUUUUUUGUAAAAUAGAAGAUGAGACAAAAAUUUACGAACAAUUCUCAAAAAAAACUAAAACAGAAAAAAAGACUAGACUAUGUGUGUUAGUCCCACAUACUUUUAGGCCAGCUUGUAUGUUGCAUGUUCUUGUACAGUUUGCUCGUACUGAAUAUGAAUACAAUCCGAGAAAAGCCAAGCCAUCCCCCACCCCCAAAUAGGAGCGGACCAGGGGGGGGGGGGGAUCAAAAUCCGCCCAGGCCACGCCUUCCACUCUGGGUCUAAAUAUCUAUAUUAGGAAUUCUCCAGAAUUUUUUUUUGUCUUUUCUUUGUUUCAGUUAUUUCUUCGAAACCCUUCAAACAACAGUGCUGUUCUGUAGUACUGAGCGUACUCGAGCCCCUGGCGUAUCUGAGGGUGUAGCUGUCUAAACUGUAGUCUAACAACGUCGGGGCUAGAGACAGAGAUAGAGAAUGUGUGUAUAACAGCUAAAUGUGUAUGACCUAUAAUUAUGAGUCUGACAGAAGUUAUAAAGAUAUAGAUAAAUUAAU
Messenger RNA from Etheostoma spectabile (orangethroat darter), 5874 nucleotides. It is a transcript of the gene rims1a, whose product is annotated as regulating synaptic membrane exocytosis 1a. The record is from RefSeq and is a predicted model, not a curated record. Gene Ontology annotation, molecular function: small GTPase binding; transmembrane transporter binding. Gene Ontology annotation, cellular component: presynaptic membrane; cytoskeleton of presynaptic active zone. Gene Ontology annotation, biological process: calcium ion-regulated exocytosis of neurotransmitter; regulation of synaptic vesicle exocytosis; regulation of synaptic plasticity. NCBI's taxonomy places the organism in Eukaryota, Metazoa, Chordata, Actinopteri, Perciformes, Percidae.